GUUAUUGUGGAACGUCAAAGUUAGCAUGUUAUAAUUUUGCUACUUACAAAAGUUUAAAAACUCCGCUUUAAAACAAUUGAAAGUUAUUGAAAAAUAGCCAGUAAACUUUAUAAUCGUUAAUUAAUGUUAACAGUAUCAAAUAACAAAAUAUUACAUCGAAACCGACCGUGAACAAACACUGCCCAGUAUUCCUCGUAUCGCACGUGUUUGUUUUUGGUGACAGGUUCGGAUCGCCAGCAGAAUGGGCAAAAAGAAAGCGAACCAGCUGGGCCGGUCCCUUAUCAAGGAUCGGUUUGGUCACGGCAACCGGAGAACCGUUGAUAACAAUAGCAUGCUGCACACAACCGAGGUUCAGGACGGCUACGACUGGGGUCGAUUGAACCUGCAAUCCGUCACGGAAGAGUCCUCCUUCCAGGAGUUUUUACGCACGGCUGAGCUGGCUGGUACUGAAUUCCAGGCGGAAAAGUUGAAUAUCAGUUAUGUGAAUCCGAAGGCGAAGGUUGGCCUGUUAACUACCAAUGAACGAGUCGCGAUCGAGAGAAAGCAAGUGGAUAAGAAAAAUCUGUUGAAGAUUCCACGCAGACCCAAGUGGACCAAGGACACCACACCGGAAGAGCUGCAGACUGCGGAAAAUGAAAAGUUUCUCGAGUGGCGAAGAGGUUUGGCUACGCUACAGGAAGAAGAAGGCAUGCUGAUGACACCGUACGAGAAGAAUUUGGACUUCUGGCGGCAAUUAUGGAGAGUGGUGGAGCGAUCGGAUAUUGUCGUUCAAAUUGUUGAUGCCAGAAAUCCGCUACUGUUUCGCAGUGAAGAUUUGGAAAAAUAUGUCAAGGAAGUCGACGAAAGGAAGAUGAACAUGAUUUUGAUUAAUAAGUCAGAUUUUUUGAAUGCCGAACAGAGGCGAAUGUGGGCUCGGUAUUUCGAUGAGCAGAACAUUAAGGUUGCAUUCUUUUCCGCUGCCCAAUCGGUAGAAGAAGCAAAACGAGAACAGGAAGUUGAAGACGAUAAAAGCGAACAAUCUUUAGUGAUUGAGCAAAAAUUGAACGAAUUAAAACUGAAAGUAGAUCGAGCUGAACAGGCGCUCGAGCGACUAGAAGAAAAUAUUGAUGCGCUCGUUGGGCAAGACGUUGAGGAUACCACAUCGAAUCGAAAAUCACGUAAUGAUCCAAAAAUUCUGUCUAACACCGAGCUGAUAGCACUCUUCAAGAGUCUCCACACGGCCGAGCGCGUCACCCCCGGUCUUGUCACGGUCGGUUUGGUGGGCUACCCGAAUGUCGGCAAAAGUAGUACAAUAAACGCGGUGUUCCUGGAGAAGAAAGUGUCCGUAUCGGCAACGCCGGGCAAGACGAAGCACUUCCAAACACUGUACGUGGACAGCGAGCUGCUGUUUUGCGAUUGUCCCGGUUUGGUGAUGCCGAGCUUUUGCACUACCAAAGCAGACAUGAUACUGAACGGCAUUCUUCCGAUCGAUCAGAUGCGGGAUCAUGUACCGCCGGUAAAUUUACUUUGUACACUCAUUCCGCGACACAUUCUAGAGGAUACCUACGGUAUUAUGAUUUCUAAACCACUGGAAGGGGAGGACCCAACUAGAGCACCCUUCUCCGAAGAGCUUCUGUUAGCUUUCUCUUACCAGCGAGGCUAUAUGACAGCUAACGGGCAGCCGGAUCAAUCGCGCGGUUCUCGAUACGUGCUGAAAGACUUCGUAAACGGUAAACUUCUGUACUGUCAUGCUCCACCAGGAGUCGAGCAGAAGGAGUUCCACACAUACGCCGAGCGCCGUAAAGAGGAAGUAGACGUUAAACUUCUACCUCCGAGGCAACAACGGGCAAUGAAGAUGGGCAUCACCACCAGCGGAAAAGACAUCGAUGAGCAAUUCUUCCAGGAACGGUCCCAUACUGGUUUCAUUAAGGGACGAAGUGAUUUUCCAAAUGUACGUCCGAUGGGGGUACCAGGAUCAUCGAAUCCUGAACAGGCAGGUGUGCUAACAGCCGGCAAACCUUGGAAACAUCAGAAACGGGAAAAGCGGGAAAAACUGCGCAAAAAGUAUGCUCACCUCGACCAACAUUGAAACAUUUUCCCAGUAAAAAGCUUGUGUUAACAUGUUUUUCUUUUAACUUUAUUCAAUGUACAAAAGAAUUACACAUCUUUAUAUUAAAUAUAUGUGCUUCAUUUUUAGGUUCCUACAA
Messenger RNA from Wyeomyia smithii (pitcher-plant mosquito), 2186 nucleotides. RefSeq names its product large subunit GTPase 1 homolog (gene Ns3). The record is from RefSeq and is a predicted model, not a curated record. The coding region runs from base 242 to 2068 and encodes 608 amino acids. Gene Ontology annotation, biological process: ribosomal subunit export from nucleus. Gene Ontology annotation, molecular function: GTPase activity; GTP binding. The transcript is spliced from 4 exons. Lineage: Eukaryota; Metazoa; Arthropoda; Insecta; Diptera; Culicidae. Gene Ontology annotation, cellular component: cytosol.